CGAAGACAUUUUUAAAUGUGUAUUUCAUAGUUACCCUGUGAAAGCAGACCUUUUGGUUCGGCAACUUUACGGCGUGCUUUUCAUUCAAACGGUCUUUCGGUUGAAGAAUUCUGCAUUUACAUUAGAAACGAUGGACGCACCACCAGAGGGAAAUAUCGAUGCUGAGUCUUGCAAUGAAAUCGAUGAUGAUAAAUCGAAUUCCGACUGCCAAUCAAUGCCGGCUUACAUGAAUUCGGUGCUACGGCGACAGUUUUUGCAACAAAUGGUGAAGUCAUUGCCAGCCGCCGUUCAAAACAGGAUCGUUGUAUUGAAGAAUUUGCAAUUGGAGCAAUUGAAUUUGGAAGCAGAGUUCUUUGAAGAGGUUUACAAGUUGGAGAAAAAGUACCAAUUGAAAUAUCAACCAAUGUUCGAGAAGCGCAAAGAUAUUAUUUCGGGCACCGUUGAUCCUUCUGAGGAAAGUCCCAAGUGGAAGGAACCCGAGAGUCCGUCAAUUGAUGGUGAAGUCGGUGAUCACAUCCGCGAGUCAUUAAAGAAUACUAAGAGUAUGCCUGAGGAUGCCAAAGGCAUCCCAGGCUUCUGGCUAACAGUCUUCAGAAAUACAGCCAUGUUGUCCGAAAUGGUUCAGACUCACGAUGAGCCGGCUAUGCGUAAGCUAACCGACAUUGUAAUCAAAUACGAUAGCGAACAUUCGUACUUUUUGGAAUUUCAUUUUGAUAAAAAUGAAUACUUUUCGAACACUGUGCUGACAAAGCAAUACUUCCUGAAAUCCACCGUCGAUCCAGACGAUCCAUUCGCAUUCGAAGGCCCUGAGAUUUAUAAAUGCAAGGGUUGCGUUAUCAACUGGGAGAAGAAAAUGAACUUGACAGUUAAAACCAUUAGGAAGAAACAGAAGCAUAAGGAACGCGGCGCCGUGCGCACUAUUGUCAAACAGGUUCCUACAGAUUCCUUCUUCAAUUUCUUCAAUCCACCAGAAGUCCCAAGCGAUAAGGAAGAAAUCGACGAUGAUUCUCAGCAAAUAUUGGCUACUGAUUUUGAAAUCGGACACUUUUUGCGUGCUAGAAUUAUUCCGAAAGCUGUGCUUUAUUACACUGGUGACAUCGUUGAUGAUGAGGACGAUGAGGAUGAAGAGGAAUACGAAAAUGAAGAAGAGGAAUACGACGAAGAUGAGAAUGAGGGUGGUGGUGGCGGUGGAGGAGGUGGGCGUAACAAGACCUCUGGUGGAAACAAAAAACAGUCGCCAAACGACUGCCCUAAUCAGUAGGGUAUAAAAUAUCUUGAUGUAUCAGCAGCAAAACUUUGUAUAUAAGUAUACACACACACAUACAUAUAUUUAAAAUAUAUUUUGGUGAAUUAAAGUUUCAAAGAAUGUGAAUACCCUUGA
Molecule: messenger RNA, 1381 nt
Organism: Drosophila innubila
Lineage: Eukaryota; Metazoa; Arthropoda; Insecta; Diptera; Drosophilidae
Gene: Nap1
Product: nucleosome assembly protein 1-like 1
Exons: 5
Coding region: 131-1261 (376 amino acids)
Biological process (GO): nucleosome assembly
Cellular component (GO): nucleus; chromatin
Molecular function (GO): histone binding; chromatin binding
Source: RefSeq, a predicted model, not a curated record